AUGUUCUCUUCAAUUAUCAAGAAAUCUUUUGUUUUACAUCAACGUAACUAUAUCUUACGUAAUGGUGUUCGUUCACUCUCAACUUUGGCACCAAAGGAGGUAACAAUUCGUGAAGCAAUUAACAGUGCUUUGGAUGAAGAGAUUGCACGUGACGAACGUGUCUUCUUGAUGGGUGAGGAAGUUGGACAAUACAAUGGUGCAUACAAGAUUUCAAAGGGACUUUUUGAAAAGUACGGACCAAAGAGAAUCGUUGAUACACCUAUCACAGAGAUGGGAUUUGCUGGUAUUGGUGUAGGAGCAGCCCUCGCCGGUCUCAGACCAGUAGUAGAGUUUAUGACAUGGAACUUUGCCAUGCAAGGUAUUGAUCAUAUCGUCAACUCAUCUGCCAAGACUCACUAUAUGUCUGGUGGUACUGUAUAUAAUCCAAUCGUUUGGAGAGGUCCAAAUGGUCCACCCACUUCAGUUGGUGCACAACAUUCACAAUGUUUUGCUGCUUGGUAUUCAAGUGUACCAGGUUGCAAAGUUAUUGUACCAUGGAGUGCUGAAGAUCACAGAGGUUUAUUAAAGGCAGCAAUUCGUGAUGAUAAUCCAGUCGUCUGUUUGGAAUCAGAACUCUUAUACAACUACAAGUUCACUCUCUCACCAGAGGCACAAGAUAAAGACUUUGUUCUCCCAAUCGGUAAGGCAAAGGUCGAAAGAGAAGGUACUGAUGUUACUCUCGUCAGUUUUUCAAGAGCUGUUUCCAUCUGUAUGGAUGCCGCUGCUGAGCUUGCCAAAGAAGGUAUCAGCUGUGAAGUUAUCAAUUUACGUUCAGUUCGUCCAUUGGAUACUGAAACCCUCGUUAAAUCACUCAUGAAGACUAACAGAAUGGUUACCGUUGAGGAAGGUUGGGCACAAUCUGGUGUUGGUGCCGAAAUUGCUGCUCAAAUGGUUGAAAGAUUAUCAAUCCUUAUUUGUAAUUGUUUAACAUAUGAGAUUCAAACACAUUCUCUAUUAUUCAUAUAG
This is a messenger RNA of Heterostelium album PN500, 1005 nucleotides long. RefSeq names its product pyruvate dehydrogenase E1 beta subunit (gene pdhB). NCBI's taxonomy places the organism in Eukaryota, Evosea, Eumycetozoa, Acytosteliales, Acytosteliaceae. The transcript is spliced from 5 exons. The record is from RefSeq and is a predicted model, not a curated record. The coding region runs from base 1 to 1005 and encodes 334 amino acids. Gene Ontology annotation, molecular function: pyruvate dehydrogenase (acetyl-transferring) activity. Gene Ontology annotation, biological process: pyruvate decarboxylation to acetyl-CoA.